This is a messenger RNA of Entrophospora sp. SA101, 906 nucleotides long. NCBI's taxonomy places the organism in Eukaryota, Fungi, Glomeromycota, Glomeromycetes, Entrophosporales, Entrophosporaceae. The record is from the annotation of a GenBank genome assembly.
AUGGCAUUUCCUGCCGUAGCAGCUGCUCCUGUUGCUUCCAAAGCAAGUGCGGCAAUUCCACCCGCUUCUGUCCCUGCCUUAGCAAUACAGUUUAUACAAAAACGAACAUUUUACCACGAGACAAGCCCCGGGGAACCAUUAAUGGCUAGUUUAGAAAAAUUUGCGCGGGACACGCAGAUUGCGGAGGGACCAUUAGAAUUACUAAAUGCUGACGGAUGCUUGGCUUGGGACCACGCUGACCCUACUCAACCAGCCGUGCAUUUACACGCUACUUUUAUUGACAACGAACUGGAAAAAGCUUUUGGUGGACAUUUAAUAGAAGCCCAAUCGGUGGGUUUGACUGCCGAAAUAAAAGUAGUGGUUUUAAGUAAAGAAAAAAUUACUCGUAAAUUAGAUGAAAGGGUGAACGUAAAAUUAUUAAAUCUUCCUCCUUAUUCCGCCGAAAAAUACGAAGAACCCCAACCAAAUAAUACAAAUAAACCUGAAGAAGAUAUAUUGAGAUUUGGUGAAUUAUCUCUUCAUCAACGUGAAAAGCAAAAGAUUAAUAUUAAACAUAAUCAAGCCUGGGUGGUAUGUGGAGGCAAAGAUUGUAAUAAAACUUUGCUAGUUGAGAAAGAAGGAGAAAAGGCCGAAGACGAAAAUAAUUAUUAUUUACAGGUUGAACUGCCCGGAGUGGGUCGAGAUAAUAUUAAAGCAAAUAAAAUGAACGAUCACAAAAGAUUAAACGCCCAAGCCAGCAACUACGAACAAUUGGCUACGGAAAACCGAGUUUUUCAAGAAUUAAGAGAAAUUAAAAACGAAAUCAAAGAAGUGAAAAAAUUCCUCAUUAUUAAUAGCCUGCGCCACUUAGUCAACAACUACGAAAAAAUUACCCAAGCCAAACAGGCAAAAUUAGCCAAAGAUUGA